Dacryopinax primogenitus is the source of this 1659-nucleotide messenger RNA. Its product is annotated as DEAD-domain-containing protein. The record is from RefSeq and is a predicted model, not a curated record. The transcript has 4 exons. Gene Ontology annotation, molecular function: RNA binding; ATP binding; RNA helicase activity. Lineage: Eukaryota; Fungi; Basidiomycota; Dacrymycetes; Dacrymycetales; Dacrymycetaceae. Bases 83 to 1276 code for a protein of 397 amino acids.
GAACAACCAAUUUCGCGGGCAUUGUCGACCGUUAUAACCACGUCGACAACUCGCGUUUCAUAAACAAACAGCAAAUCUUAACAUGGCUUCUACCGAACAAUUGCAGGAUGUCCAGGCGGAGGAGAUUGAGUCCAACUGGGACCAGGUCGUCGACAAUUUCGACAACAUGGAACUCAAGCCUGAGCUUCUGCGUGGUGUCUACGCCUAUGGUUUCGAGCGCCCCUCUGCCAUCCAGCAGCGUGCCAUCGUCCCCGUGAUCAAGGGUCACGAUGUUAUUGCACAGGCACAGUCGGGUACCGGAAAGACGGCGACCUUCAGCAUUUCCAUCCUGCAGCGACUGGAUCUGUCGGUCAAGGCCACCCAGGCGCUCAUCCUUGCCCCUACGCGAGAGCUUGCCCAGCAGAUUCAGAAGGUCGUCAUUGCCCUUGGUGACUACAUGAACAUCGAAUGCCACGCUUGCAUCGGGGGCACAAACGUGCGCGAGGAUAUGGGGAAGCUGCAGGAAGGUGUACAUGUCGUGGUCGGAACCCCCGGCCGUGUCUACGACAUGAUCAACCGCCGCGCGCUCAGGACCGACAAUAUUAGGAUCUUUUGCCUUGACGAGGCUGAUGAGAUGCUUGCCCGUGGUUUCCGGGAGCAGAUCUACGAGGUCUUCCAGCUUCUUCCUCAGGAAACCCAGGUGGUCCUACUCUCCGCGACGAUGCCAUCCGACGUGCUCGAGGUGACCAAGAAGUUCAUGCGUGACCCCGUGCGCAUCCUCGUCAAGCGCGAUGAACUUACCCUGGAAGGUAUCAAGCAGUUCUACAUCGCCGUCGAGAAGGAGGAGUGGAAGCUUGACACACUGUGCGAUCUGUACGAGACCGUGACGAUCACGCAAGCCGUCAUCUUCUGCAACACCCGGCGCAAGGUUGACUGGCUGACCGAGCAGCUCCACAAGCGCGAGUUCACCGUCAGUGCCAUGCAUGGUGACAUGGAGCAGAAGCAGCGCGAGGUGCUCAUGAAGGAGUUCCGUUCCGGCUCUUCCCGUGUGCUCAUCACCACCGAUCUCCUCGCCCGUGGUAUCGAUGUCCAGCAGGUCUCACUCGUCAUCAACUACGAUCUCCCCACCAAUCGCGAGAACUACAUCCAUCGGAUUGGUCGUGGUGGCCGUUUCGGCCGCAAGGGUGUUGCGAUCAACUUCGUCACCACUGAGGAUGUGCGCAUGCUCCGCGACAUCGAGCAGUUCUAUAACACCCAGAUCGACGAGAUGCCAUUGAACGUCGCCGACCUCAUCUGAGCGCCUCGUUGCUACAUCCUUCUGCCUACCCGCCCGACCGCCCAAAAGUACCCGUUUCGGCCGACUCGGAACUCGAUCGACCGAUAGCCCGCACUCCUUCUACUGUCUCAUCGUCUCACUCACACUCGUAUUCCGCCCUUGCCGUAUCCCUCGCCCCGUCCAUUCUCAGCCUGCGCAAAACCCCGACGGCAUCGCUGCUCUCCGACAUCUGCUCUGCUCUGACCUACUUUGGUUCUCCCAUCCUGUGUUUCUCCUCGCACCGCUGACGUAACAAGACGUGACGUAUGAUACUGCAACGAAUGUUGACGAAUGUGAUUUUCUCUUUUCCAUUCCAUUUACUCUCCUUCGCCCCUUUCUGCUGUUUGUGUUCAUCUGCAAGUACC